GACACACCGUCGACACCGUCGCGCACGGCGGCGACCUCACAAGCGAACGGAAGCUCGCGCCCGCGCACGGCUGUUUUUUUCGAUUUUGUGCUGUGCCCGCGAAGGGGCGUCCAGACGACCAUUUCGUUCGGGCUCGAUUCGAUAUCUCGGCGGACCCCUGGGAGAAUGAGCGACUAUCGACGUAGUAACGAGACGCCGCUGCGUCCACCUGUUCGAGCAGAGUUGGUGGGCGUCCUGCUGCGGGAAGUGUGGCCGUAGUGCGUGCGUGUUGUGUGUGUGCGUGUGUGUGCGACCCGUGUGAGUUUUGUAGUUUUGUGAGUGGCCAGCGGCAAAGAGGCCGAGUGUUGUCGUCUGCUACUGCGCGCGCCGUCUUCGUGAUGCGCUGGCUGGUCCGGCGUAAGCAGACGGCCCAUGCUCCGGCCGGUGCACCGUUAUUUUGGGCCUGCGUCGUCUGCUUCGUCCUCGCGCUCCUCGGUGUCGAUGUCGCUGCUUCAUCUGAUCCGCCCAAGGUGCAGCCCUUUCAGUUCCCGAGUCGGCCGCAGCUGGGCAAGCGAUUGCGCAUCACGUGUUCGGUGACCCAGGGAGACUCGCCGCUCAGCUUCUCCUGGCUCAAGGACGACGCCGAGCUGACGGCGCCUUCUGCUUCUUCUUCGGCCGAAGGCACCGACGAUCACCCGGUCUCCCUGGACGCCGGGCCGGAGAGCUCGGUGCUCGUGCUCAAGAGGCUGGGCGUCGACGACAUCGGAAAUUACACGUGCGUGGUCUCCAACGCGGCCGGCACCGACAAGUUCCAGGCAUUCCUCAGGUUCCCAGUGCCACCCUUCUGGAAGCGGCAACCAGAGCCCGCGGAGGCCCUGCAGGGCGAACGGGCCGUCCUGUCUUGCGAGGCCGGCGGAUACCCGGAGCCCCAGGUCACGUGGAAGAGGCGACACGCCGACGGAGCCGAGCGCGCGGUGGUGAAGAGCGAUCGCGUGCGAGUCACCGAGAACGGCUCGCUGCUGCUGGAGCCCGUGCUGGUCUCGGACCGGGGCUGGUACGCGUGCCAGGCGCACAAUGGGGUGCCCCCCGACGUCCACCGGGCGGUGGCGCUCAAGGUGAGAGCGCCGCCCACGAUCAACGUGAACGCUAAAGUUGUCACCGUUCGGCGAGGUGAGACGGCCACCCUGGUGUGCAACGUCACGGGCGACCAACCAAUCACGGUCACCUGGACGAGGAACGGCAAGAGCGACCCCCUCGUCGAAAUGACCGGGCGCGAGCUGUAUCAGGUGCCGUCCGAGGAAUGGGUGGCCUCGACGCUGGUGCUUAAGGAGGUGGAUGGCUUGGCCGCCGCCUCGUACACCUGCACGGCAGCCAACGAGCACGGCACGGACCGGGCCGUCUUCGCCGUCAACGUGCUCUUUCCACCACCUACGCCGCACAGCUUGAAGACCACCGAAAUCGGCACGCGGUUUGCACACAUCGAGUGGUCGCAUUCCAGUAGCAACGUGACGCGCUACGUCGUCCGCCACUGGAAGCUCACAGGCGUUGACAAGGUUCUGUUCGAGCACACGGUGCCCGGCGCCUUCCACUCGGCGCUGCUGAUGAACCUGCGGCCCGGCUCCCAGUACAAGGCGUUCGUGGUGGCCGAGAACGCCGUGGGACAGAGCCCGCAGUCCAACGCCGUCAUCUUCCGCACGGCCGAAGAAGCUCCGGAAGCUUCCCCGACUGAUGUGGACUGCGAGCCCGUCAACGCGUCUAGUAUUGAACUUUCGUGGAAGUCCCCGCCGGAGGACCAAUGGAACGGCGCGGCCAAGGGCUUCUACGUCGGCUUGAAGCAGGCCGACCACGGGACCCCAUACGUGUACGAGAUGGUGCCCUUCGGCAGCGCCGGCGACGAAGUGUUGCGUCGCGUCUUCACCCGCUUGGCGCCGGCCACCGUGUACAGCUUCGUGGUCAGAGCGUUCAACUCGGCCGGUUCCGGGCCGGCCACCAGGGAGCUGCGGUGCGCCACACUCUCGGGAGAUCCGCCUCCGGCUCCAACCCUUUAUCUAGUCAAAACGGAGGAGUCCAUGGUCACUCUGAGCUGGAAGGUACCCAAAGUGCACAACACCACUGUUCUCCAGUACGUGCUGGAGACGAGACGCGACUACACGGACGAGGUGUCGCUGCAGCACUUCCCGUCGACGACAGACGUCGCCACCGUCUCCAACCUGGAGAGCAGCGUCAAGUACAGCUUCAGGCUGGCUGCGUACAACCGCUACGGACGCGGCGCCUUCUCCAACCCGAUCACCGAGUCCACGAGGCUCAAAUUUACGAAUCGCCUUCUGUCGGGAAACCUGCAACAACCCGAGAGCCCAUUCUACAUGCGUAGCUACUUCUUCAUCGUCAUCAUCGCCUGCGUCACCUUGGUCACCCUAUCGGCCGUCAUUUCAUGGGCAUGCGUCAAGAGGGCCAUCAUCGCUCAAGAGCGCCGGAACAAGGCUGCCGCGGCGAGUCUCCGUUGCCGACCAUCCCUGUCCGGAGCGUACAGCCCGCGCUGGGUGCACGACCCCAGGGUGUUCGACGACAACUACGACAUGCCGUGGGACACCGCGGACCCGCAGCGCGCUGCUUCGCCUCACGCCUACACGAACGUGUAUCACCCGAGUUCACGGUCCUGACGUCCGCUGUGACGUCACGAGCACACCGCCAAAGACGGAAGAAGAGAGUGCACCCCAAACGUGCCUUGCGACGUCGCACGGGAGACGCUGUCCUCGUCGCUGUACAGAUAGUUGUGAAUGAUCUCAAGAUAAAUAAAAGAAAUCGCGUGCAU
Molecule: messenger RNA, 2791 nt
Organism: Dermacentor andersoni
Lineage: Eukaryota; Metazoa; Arthropoda; Arachnida; Ixodida; Ixodidae
Product: cell adhesion molecule Dscam1-like
Biological process (GO): homophilic cell-cell adhesion; synapse assembly
Cellular component (GO): synapse
Molecular function (GO): protein binding
Source: RefSeq, a predicted model, not a curated record